Sebastes umbrosus (honeycomb rockfish) is the source of this 1489-nucleotide messenger RNA. It is a transcript of the gene hsdl2, whose product is annotated as hydroxysteroid dehydrogenase like 2. The transcript is spliced from 11 exons. The coding region runs from base 142 to 1380 and encodes 412 amino acids. The record is from RefSeq and is a predicted model, not a curated record. Gene Ontology annotation, cellular component: mitochondrion. Lineage: Eukaryota; Metazoa; Chordata; Actinopteri; Perciformes; Sebastidae.
AGUGUAUUAGAGCGUGUGAUCGGUGACUUCCGGUUGUGUAAGUGGGUGAAAGGUGGAGAAGACGACCUGCUGUCAUUCUUCACACUGUGUGAACGGAUCCUCCACCUUCCUCCACCUUCCUCCUUCAGCUCAGAUCUCACGAUGCUGCAGAACACAGGGAAGUUAGCCGGCUGCACGCUCUUCAUCACCGGAGGGAGCCGCGGGAUCGGUAAAGCCAUCGCUCUGAAGGCCGCCAAAGACGGAGCGAACAUCGUCAUCGCCGCCAAGACCGCCGAACCCCACCCCAAACUACCGGGGACCAUCUACACCGCCGCUAAGGAGGUGGAGGCGGCCGGUGGGAAAGCGUUGGCUUGUGUCGUCGACAUCCGUGAUGAGCAGCAGGUCGGAGAAGCCGUUCAGAAAGCUGUCGACAAGUUUGGAGGAAUCGACAUCCUGGUGAACAACGCCAGCGCCAUCAAUCUUAGCGGAACUCUGGACACGCCCUCGAAGAAGCUCGACCUGAUGAUGGGAAUCAACGUGAGGGGAACCUACCUGACGUCUAAACUGGUCAUCCCUCACCUGCUGAAGAGUCUCAAUCCUCACAUCCUGAACCUGUCGCCGCCGAUCAACCUCAACCCCGUCUGGUUCAAGAACCACACAGCGUACACGUUGACGAAGUACGGCAUGUCCAUGUGCGCCCUGGGAAUGGCCGAAGAGUUCAAAGGUCGAAUUGCCGUCAACGCCCUCUGGCCUAAAACUGCGAUCCAGACAGCAGCGAUGGAUAUGUUGGGCGGAGAGGACAUCGGUAAACAGUGUCGUACGACUGACAUCAUGGCGGACGCAGCCUACGCCGUCCUGUCCCGACCGAAGGACUACACGGGUCACUUCCUGGUGGACGAGGACAUCCUGAUGGAGAUGGGAGUCAAAGACUUCGAGCAGUACGCCAUCGAGCCAGGUCACCCCCUGAUGCUGGACUUAUUCCUGGACGUAGAAGCAGAAACACCGGUCGAGCACGGGGCGACCCCAGCCUCCAAAACGCCGUCAUCAUCAUCAGCCUCCAAUGCACCAAUAGAAAGCACGUUUGACGCCAUCAGAGCAGUCAUCAACGAUGACGUCGUCAAGUUGACGCAGGCCAUCUAUCGGUUCGAUCUAUCAGGAGAACACGAGGGCAUUUGGUUUCUGGACUUGAAGAGCGGCUCUGGCAGCGCGGGGCAGGGCGAGCCGCCCGUCCAAGCCGACGUCGUCAUGACGAUGGACUCCGGCGACUUCAGCAAGAUGUUCGCAGGGAAGCUGAAGCCCACGCUGGCCUUCAUGUCGGGAAAGCUGCGGAUCAAAGGCGACAUGACGCUCGCCAUCAAACUGGAGAAACUCAUGGGCCACAUGAGCAAGGCCAAACUGUGAGACUGAAGCCCCGCCCCCGUUUGUAGCUGUACAUGUUGCCUUAAAAUAAUACUAAUUAUUAUAAUAAUAAUAAUAAUAACAUGUUAAUAAAAUCUACCUUGAUAAUGAA